Chrysoperla carnea is the source of this 2532-nucleotide messenger RNA. Its product is annotated as A disintegrin and metalloproteinase with thrombospondin motifs adt-1-like. Gene Ontology annotation, biological process: extracellular matrix organization; proteolysis. The transcript is spliced from 8 exons. Gene Ontology annotation, cellular component: extracellular matrix. Lineage: Eukaryota; Metazoa; Arthropoda; Insecta; Neuroptera; Chrysopidae. Gene Ontology annotation, molecular function: metalloendopeptidase activity. The record is from RefSeq and is a predicted model, not a curated record. Bases 16 to 2532 code for a protein of 838 amino acids.
CGUAAAACAUCAACUAUGGAUCUAACAGAAAUUCCUCAUAUCAUAACACGACGUAAUUCAACAUUUCAUGAUAACAUGUUUUAUCCAAUACAUCAGCAAAAAUUAUGGAAAAAACAUAAACGAAAAAAAUACGAAUCAAAAAAAUAUCGUCAACGUAGAGCAAUUAUGAAUUUAGCACCAGGUGUUCCAGUUCACGUUGAAACUGCAAUAUUUGUAGAUCAUGAUUUGUAUCAACAUAUGAAAGCAAAUUAUCCUACUGAUACUGAACGGGAAUUGAUACGAUUUGUAUUGGCGAUGAUAAAUGCGGUCCAGUUAUUAUAUCAUGACGAAUCAUUGGGCCGUCCUGUAAACUUCUUACUAAAACGUUUAGAAAUAUUACAUGAAGAACCUAAUGGCUUGCAACGCCCUCAUGAUAUUGAUCGAUUUUUAAGCAGUUUUUGUUUAUGGCAGCAAUCCUUAAAUCCACCACAAGAUUCUGAUCCAACACACUGGGAUCAUGCACUAAUUUUAACUGGAUUAGAUUUGUAUGUGGUCAGUAAACAUGGAAAAAUAAGUACACAAGUUGUGGGUUUAGCACCAGUAGCUGGUAUGUGUACAACUACAAGCAGUUGUACUGUAAAUGAAGGUCGCCAUUUUGAAAGUGUUUAUGUCGUUGCACAUGAAAUCGGCCACAAUUUAGGAAUGAGACAUGACGGACCUCAUGCUGAAAACGACUGUGAUCCAAGCAGUUUUAUAAUGUCCCCAACAUUAGGGAGUGGGAAAAUAACUUGGUCUCCAUGCAGUAGAAAAUAUUUACAAACAUUUUUAGAAACAUCACAAUCUCGCUGUUUAUUAGACCAUGGGAGCACAGCAGGCCAAUUAGAUCACACUGCCGAAGGCACACUUCCUGGGGAACGAUUCGAUGCAGAUCAACAAUGCAUGUUAAAAUAUGGACGUGGUAGUCGGCACUCGCGACAACAACCUCUAGAUGAUAUUUGUCGAGAUUUGCACUGCCAACGCGACCGAUAUACUUGGACAUCACACCCUGCUUUAGAAGGAACUUCGUGUAGUCCAAAUAUGUGGUGUCGAAGUGGCCGAUGCGUUGGAAAAGGAAGUGCAAAAUUACGUAUUUACACAAAAGGUGGUGUACCAAUUCAUGGUGGUUGGACUCCGUGGACUGUUAUUAGCGAUUGUGCAUCAGGAUGUUUGUACGGAGAGGAAGGGCGAUUACGUGCUGGAAGUACUGGAAUCAUUUUAUCGGUACGGGAAUGUUCUAAUCCUAUACCAGAAAAUGGCGGACGGAAUUGUGAUGGCUUCGAAAGGAAAUAUCAAGCGUGUAAUGCCAUGCAAUGUUUAAAUGUUCCACGUAUGACUAUCACAGAAUUUGCUGACCAAAUAUGUGGCCGUGCACGGGAAGUUGACAGUGAUCUAUUAGGAACUGGAUUGCAACGAAUAAGUUCUGAUUCUGAAGAAGCUUGCAUGGUUUGGUGCAACAAAAGAGGAGGUGGGUCAAAAACACGUGGGUGGACGUUUCCAGAUGGCACUGUUUGCCAUUUAAAUCGACAACGGCGUUUCGGAAAACCUUCGUAUUGUAUUAAUGGGCGUUGCGAGGAAUUUGUCUGUGAUCAACAGUACAAUAAAGCAAUGUUUUUAAAUUUACCAGAGCUUUGUGUGGACAAUUCAAUGGGAGGGACUGUAAAUACUGUAGGCAAAUGGAAAAAUAACCCAAGGCGUCGUGACAGUGAUAAUCAAUGGGCUAUUGCUAGUGGUUGUCACAGUAAUUGUAUGUCACCCGGUACAGGAAUACGUUUAGUGAUUAUUAAACGAAAACCAACGAAGUCGAGUAUUCAACUAUGCCAGCCUGAUAAAUUGAGUUGUGGACGCUUAAAAACCCCAUUACAAUAUGCAACCAAUGUUUGUACCAAAUAUAAGGAACGUGUCCGUCGUUUAUCAGGCCUUGGGAUGCAAAUUUCACCAGCAUUAGAAGAUCCAGAUCGACCUUGUCGUGUCGCAUGCCAAGAUGAAAAUGUUUCUCAUCGAUUUUAUUUAGUCAAUGGAGAAGAAGGAUGGUUCCCAUUUGGUACGGAUUGUAGCCGAGGAUCUCGUGAUAAAAAAUCAUAUUGUAUCAGUGGCAAAUGUUUGGAAUUUGGAUCAGAUGGAACUCCAUUAACUGAAAGUGAAUUUACAUUACCAUUAUUAUCACGUUCGAAACGUAGUAUUGAACGUCGUAACGGAACAAAGGUUACAGCAACACUAGAUCAACAUGAAUUAGAUAAAAUUAUCUCACAGUUAAAUCUAACCUAUAAAGAUAUGGUUUACACAGAUUAUCCAGUAAAUUACAGCGAUAAAAAGAGUUCGGAUAUACAAAUUGAUUUAACACAUCCAAUAAUACAUCAUAUGGUGCCAACGACUUCCAUGUAUAGUAAUAAUAUGACAUCAUUUGAUAGUGAUUACAACUUUGGUAGCAGUAAUAGCGAUUCAAUUGAGUCUUCAAUGAUUGGGCAUGAUAAUUAUAAUCGUGAUUAUUAUAAUGAAGUUUAUGGUAUUAAAUAA